AUGGGACCUGCCGACCUUUUUGAUUAUGCAAGCUUCUUAUGGGACGAUCCAAAUCCGCUUUCCUUGCCAGACUUCUCGGUUGGCCCUCGAAAUUUACCCGGAGUGUCAAAUAGCCUCGAGAUCGACUCCAGAGCAUUCGUUUCCAGUGCCUUUGGAAAACCAUUACAAUUACCAGAUGCCGGCCAAUUAAUUGAUCACUUCAAACAAUCUGAUCCACCGCCUAUACUUGCACCCAUUGAGACUCCAGCUAGAUGGAGUUUCAUGCGAAAUCAUCUUGUAUCUAUGGCCAAUACAUCUCAAAUGGUCCAUCAAGCCAUCCUAGCAUUCUCAUCUCUGCAAAUACAACGUCAAACCGAUCGGCUUGAGUCUGACUUCAGCUCUUACUACACUCGAUGCCAGGAGGAGAUCACCAAAUGCCUGAUUGAACAUGAUGGCGAGGUCGAGAUUGUUGGUGCGAGGGUGCAACACGUUCUUGCGGCACUAUUCCUUCUCAGCUAUAUAGACCUUGUGGCGAACAGAACAAACUUUGCACAUGUCAAUCUUCGGAAAGCCUUUAUGAUUGUCUCCAAUUCGGAACAGGAGACUUGGGACUUUGCAGAAAAGAGAAUAGUGGUCUGGAUCCGACUAGUUGAUGCGCGUGCAGUGUCAGCUGGUGGGGAGGGCCUUUUCCUCAGAGAAGAAGAUGAAAACCAUGAAACGAGCCGCAGCAUGUCGCCCGUGGAGAGGGACGCAGAGAACGUUCUCUUCGAUAUCCUUUCUCAGCCACCACUUAGGUUUUUCCAGAAAACCCAGUCAUUUAUGGGCCGGAUCAGCAAGAUUGAUCUGUGGCAUCGCAGUCGCGGUACGGUGUCAGAUGAGACAGAAGUAAUGGCAAUUGCGGCCAAAAUACAAAUUGAUAACCAAAAGUUAUACCGGCACAGGCACCCCUUCAUGGAUCUUGCAGUCAACGGAAAGCUUGAGGGACCUUUACUGGCAAGCAGUUUGGCAGAGCGAAUUACGAUGAUUUCACGAUUGGCUUUGGCUAACCAUCAUGCCACCUUCAUCCACCUCCACCGAGUGGCAUAUCGUCAUUUGCCACGGACUGUGGAGGUGACUAACGCCAUGAGCAUGAUACGAAAACUUACUCGCGACAUGCUGGACGCACAAGGACCUAAUGACUCGCUUCCAGUCAAUAUGCUAUGGCCUUUGUUGAUGUGGGGGUCCGAAGAGGAAAACCCCGAGGAACGGGUGUGGGUCUUGUCUGCCAUACGUGGGAUUUCCAAAUCGAUCAGCAACGCAGGUCUUACCGCCGAUGUCCUUCAGAAUGUCUGGAAAAAGCAGGAUGAAAUCGGACAGAGGGCCGAUAUCCGGACAGUAAUGCACGCUACGUUCGAUUCGUGCUUUGCCAUUGUGUAA
Molecule: messenger RNA, 1395 nt
Organism: Exophiala aquamarina CBS 119918
Lineage: Eukaryota; Fungi; Ascomycota; Eurotiomycetes; Chaetothyriales; Herpotrichiellaceae
Exons: 3
Coding region: 1-1395 (464 amino acids)
Biological process (GO): positive regulation of transcription by RNA polymerase II
Cellular component (GO): nucleus
Molecular function (GO): transcription cis-regulatory region binding; DNA-binding transcription factor activity
Source: RefSeq, a predicted model, not a curated record